GCGAGCAUGUCGCCGCUCGCAGGCCGGGAGCUGCAGGAAGACAGAGAGAUCCCAAUCCAGGUCUGGGUCUGCCUGAUUCUUAUCGUCUUCGUGCUCGUUGCAAUGGUCGCCAUUGUUGUGAUGGCGUGCUGCGUCUACCGAGCCUGCUCCCGACGCAUACGGCUUUGCGAGAUCGCGUGCGACGCCAAGCAGUAUCCCCAUCAGUAUCCUGAUUCCCAGAAGUAUCCCUAUCCCAAACCCCAGCAGUAUUAUCAGCAAAGCAGCUACGCCACCGGUCGAGACUACUCGACCCAGCAGUAUCCCGGCGAAUACCCGACCCAAGAGUACCCCAACGACUCCGGCCCCGCUGGCGACGACUUCUUUGACUCUACAAAGAUGCGGGCGCUCAAGGAGGAGGCGCGGCUCGAAUGGUUCAGCUGGGCGGUGGAGGCUGGGAAUGUCGACCUGGCUCGCAGGCUCUACGUGAGCGAGGACGAGCUGCGCCGCGUCGAGGCGAUCGAGGCUGCAGCCGCCGGGCCCGAGGCCGGGCAGGAGGAGUCGCGUCUGCCGGCACCCGACCAUUCCGAGCCGGGGCCUCGUUCCGUCGCGUCAGACACGGACGUCUCGCCGAUGCCGCCGGCGUCCGGCGCCCUCGAGCGGGCACUCGCCCACAACUCGCAGGUCGCUUGGCUCACCACGCAGGAGGAGUCGCAGGCGGCGCAUUCGGCGCCGCCGCCGGGGCCCUCGACACAGGCACUGUCUUCGGCCCUCGAGGAGUUCUCCUCGAAUCUGCGCGGCGAGCACAAGGAUGCCGGGGCGCCCGUGUCCCGCGUGUGACGGGAUCACUCAUGACUCAAACGCAAAAGGGCAUGCGGGCAUGGGGCAUGGGGGUCUCCUUCGAGCAGUGACACCAGCCGUGUGACCCGUGACGACGCGCGUGCGAGAGGCAGACUUGUUUGCGAGAGGUGUGCCAUGGUUGCGAAACACAAUGAAAGCGAUCCGAGGGGUGAGAUUUUAUAUCGCGCCUGAGGCCUGUGUAAGGUAAGGUAAGGUAAGGU
Molecule: messenger RNA, 1037 nt
Organism: Emiliania huxleyi CCMP1516
Lineage: Eukaryota; Haptophyta; Isochrysidales; Noelaerhabdaceae
Exons: 2
Coding region: 7-816 (269 amino acids)
Source: RefSeq, a predicted model, not a curated record